Messenger RNA from Aspergillus calidoustus, 1302 nucleotides. Lineage: Eukaryota; Fungi; Ascomycota; Eurotiomycetes; Eurotiales; Aspergillaceae. The record is from the annotation of a GenBank genome assembly.
AUGCAGGAGAUCGCCCUCGAAGUCACCGCUGCCACCGAUAUGCAAGGGAGAAACUUCUCGCUGUUCAUUCUUGACGAACCGGAGGCUGCUGUGACCUUUGCCCUGCGACGCGAUACAUUCGGCGAUGAUCGCAUAUUCAAGGAAGGUUCCGACUUUAUUGUUUGCGACGCUGGAGGUGGCACUGUCGAUGUGAUCACGUACCGUGUGCGGCAGACAGAUCCCUUUCGGUUCGAUGAAAUAACAACCCCCACCGGAAAGGACUGUGGUUCCAGCUACAUCAACCAAGCCCUGGCCAGAGACUCCAGACGCAGGCUAGCAGAUGUCGAUUUGGGAAGCGACACGGAGUACUCCAAGGACGCUGCAAUCGAAACUGAUCUCUUACGCGAGUUCGAGUACGAGGUGAAGCGAAGAUACAACCCGGAUGACCUUGAGGAUGGUGACUGCGUGAAGCUUCGCUUAUUGGGGCUGAAGGCUGACCCGUCCAGAAACUUUGGCCAGGGGCUGCUGUUGGUACCAAAGGAGCAGAUGAACAGCUAUUUUGAGAGAAGCAUCACAGGGACCGUAUCACUGAUCCGGGAACAAUUACGACAGGCAGAGGCGGGGGGUGUCAAGACUCUUUUGCUUGUUGGUGGAUUUUCGCGCUCACCGGCGCUCCGCAAACGCCUGCAGAGCGAGUUUACGACAUUGCAAAUCGUGGAACCAGAGGAUGAUGUGCCCAUGGAGAAUGCUGUCUCGCGUGGUGGCUUGCUCAGGGCGUUGAACAAAGACGAUGGCCCUCGCCGCAAGCUGCGACUGAACCUGGGGGUUUGCGUGACCGAGGAAUACAACCCCAGGUUUUGGGGACACCGUGCCAGCCAGCCCUUUUACCAUCCGCUCAACGGCAAGAAAUACGUCAAGGAGUGCAUUGAGUGGGCAAUAAGGAAGGAUUGUGUCCUGGGUGAGGGCAAAAACGCGAGCAUCCUCAUGCACCGGGUCUUUGAUGUGGAUGCCGAGAUGGCUGCCUACGAGACCUUGUACUUCUCGGACCAAAUGGUCCAUCCACACUAUGAAAAGGACCACUGGCGCAAUAGUGGGCAUCGCGAAGCGGGCGUCGUCGAGGCCAGCCUGGACUUCCUGCGAGAACACCUGAUCCAACCAAAGAUAAACGACAAAGGCAAGGAGUACUAUGUGGUUGACUACAGUUUAGAACUCGAGGUCAACGGCCGGAACAUGAAGGCGUUGAUCCGCUAUCCCCCAGGACAGCAAGUGCAAGGCGAGAACCAGAUUUGCAUUGCUGCUGCUUUUAGACCCGGAACGAAAUGA